Molecule: messenger RNA, 1047 nt
Organism: Acanthosepion pharaonis
Lineage: Eukaryota; Metazoa; Mollusca; Cephalopoda; Sepiida; Sepiidae
Source: the annotation of a GenBank genome assembly
AUGACGCUCUCCUUUGGCUGUCACUUACCUCCUAAGUUGGAGAUCAAUUCUGAUGCAGGAAGUGACAAUUUUUUCUUCUUCAUAUUCAUUUUCUUUUUUUUUUUUUUUUUUUUGGACAAUUUCUUCUUCAUAUUCUUCUUUUCUUUUUCUUCUUCAUUUUUUUUUUUUUCUGGACAAUUGGCUUUCUUCUUCAUAUUCUUCUUUUUUUUUUUCUUCUUUUUUUUUUUUUUCUGGACAAUUGGCUUUCUUCUUCAUAUUCUUCUUUUCUUUUUUUCUUCUUCAUUUUUUUCUUUUUCUGGACAAUUGGCUUUCUUCUUCAUAUUCUUCUUUCUUUUUUCUUCUUCAUUUUUUUCUUUUUCUGGACAAUUGGCUUUCUUCUUCAUAUUCUUCUUUUCUUUUUUCUUCUUCAUUUUUUUCUUUUCUGGACAAUUGGCUUUCUUCUUCAUAUUCUUCUUUUCUUUUUUCUUCUUCAUUUUUUUUCUUUUUCUGGACAAUUGGCUUUCUUCUUCAUAUUCUUCUUUUCUUUUUUCUUCUUCAUUUUUUUUCUUUUUCUGGACAAUUGGCUUUCUUCUUCAUAUUCUUCUUUUCUUUUUUCUUCUUCAUUUUUUUUCUUUUUCUGGACAAUUGGCUUUCUUCAUAUUCUUCUUUUCUUUUUUCUUCAUUUUUUUCUUUUUCUGGACAAUUGGCUUUCUUCUUCGUAUUCCUCUUUUCGCUGUUCUCCAUUGUCUUUCUUCUGGACAUUUGAUGUUCUUUAUAUUCCUCUUCCUUUAUCCUCUUUCAUUUUCUUUUUCUGUCAUUUGCAUUUCAGAUUUUUCUCUCCUCACUUUGCUUCAUUCAUUCUUUUUCCUGUUUUUCUUUUUUACUUUGGAAAUAAUUUUUCUUUCUUUAUCUUAUCCUUCUUACCUUCUUUUCCUGUUUUUUGUUUCCUUUGAUAUCAUUUCUUUUCUUAUCUUUUACUUUCCUUUGAAGUCAUUUGUUCUUUUUCAUUCUUCCUUACUUUUUGUUCAUUUAUUUUUUCAUGGGUACAUUUAUUCUUUCUUCCACUAG